This is a messenger RNA of Capsella rubella, 1722 nucleotides long. RefSeq lists its product as uncharacterized. NCBI's taxonomy places the organism in Eukaryota, Viridiplantae, Streptophyta, Magnoliopsida, Brassicales, Brassicaceae. Gene Ontology annotation, biological process: regulation of DNA-templated transcription. The record is from RefSeq and is a predicted model, not a curated record. The transcript is spliced from 14 exons. The coding region runs from base 66 to 1520 and encodes 484 amino acids.
UCGUGGUUUCUUUCGAGGAUAUUUCUCUGAUCUCCUUUCUUUUUGAAAAAGUGUGUUGUUAAGAAAUGGCUUCAGGUGACGAUCUUGGACUUUCUUUCUUGGACUUGCCAGACAAUUUUGGUGCUCUCACGGACGGUGUGGGGAAUGAACAUAAUGACUUUGGUGGACUUGUACCUUUCUCUGCCACCACAAGUGAUGUGUUCACUUCAUCACUAAUGGAGAAUUUAAACAUUGAUCAAGGGACAUUGACAACAACCCCAAGCUUUGAUCAAGAGACAGCCAUAGUCCAACAGAAUCAAAGCUUUCAUCAAGAGACAGCCAUAGUCCAACAGAAUCAAAGCUUUCAUCAGGAGGAUGAUUACUCUCAGUAUUUCAACACUGGUGCAAGCUUUAAUGACAUGUCGUCUUCUGUAUUCAGCGUUGGCCAAGGAGAAAAUGUGUACUAUGGGAAUUGUGUUCCAACCUCGAGCAAUACAAUGAUGACCAAUGAGCUACAGCAGCAAUCAAUCCAUUUACAAAGCAAUGGACAUCUAGAGCAAAGUUAUCAACAAGCUUUUAUGUCCCAAACAAUUCCUGAUUUCUCUACCGAGCCAUAUCUUUCAACAAUGGUGAUGAGUAAUAUUCAAGAAGUGGAGAAUAUUGCUAACGAACCCACAAAUCUCAAUCUGAUUCAGCAUGGCCUUCAAGAUCGUCAGUUUCACCCUCCUUCGUAUCAGGAGAAUCAGCUUGAUCACAACGGGUUACUACUUGAACAGCUCGUGCGUAUCCAUGAAAAGGAUUAUCAAAUGCAGCUACCAAAAUUCUCUAACAUGUCCUCUACCCCAACAUCAGUGGGGACAUUGCGAAACAACCAAUGCCUAGUUCCUUUUGCCUCGACUCCAACGAAUCAAGCGUAUCGUCCUCCCAUGAUUUCCAACACCCUUACACUACAGAAUUCAGGAAACUACUCACCAUUUACGCAAACCUCAUACCAGCAUGACUCAUUAGCUUAUGCCUUCCAAAAACCAACCCCUGCCCCUCCUCGCCGUCCCCGUGGAAGACCCAGGAGAUAUCCAAAUGCUGUGCCUUCAAGUGUGAGGAAUACUACACCAAACAACAUGUCUUUGGUACCUACAACUCAAACUCUCUUAACCCCUCCCUGCAGGCCUUAUUUCCCACAAGACAAGGGAAAACAACAUGUUACAGCAGGCACAUCAUCAAUGCCGUCUAUGAACCCAACUCUCUACAGUCAGUACCAAAAUUCUCACACAGAAACACUGUUCCAACAGAGUGGAGGUUUAAGACAACCCAGUUUCUAUGGCCAAUUUGAAAAUGAAGGUUCUUCGUCUAAAAGAAGGAGGAUCAUGUUACCGUUUCAAGAAACAAGUGUAGCAGCUUCGUCGGAUAUAACUCCUUGGCAAGAUGGUAAUACGACUUCAAACGGGGCCAGUCAUCAUCAAGAAAGGCUAACAAAUACAGUAUACGAUCCGCGUUAUGUAGGUGCUGGAUUACCCAUUGAUCCUCAUUUGAGGUUCUUUUGAAAAGUUUUGUAUUGAAAAUGGAUUCGCUAGCAUAAUCUUGCAAGUGUGAAGAACCAGUGUGGUCCAAGUCUAUUAGAAGGGAAACGUAUCUGAGACCUAUAGACUAAAUCAGAAUCCAUUGGUCUGUAGUACUAGUAGUGAUUAUGUUGAGCCACCUUCUUACAUGUAAUCCAAUUUUCUUUUUUUUUUUUUUCUUUUUUUA